Messenger RNA from Homarus americanus (American lobster), 1131 nucleotides. RefSeq names its product heme-binding protein 1-like. NCBI's taxonomy places the organism in Eukaryota, Metazoa, Arthropoda, Malacostraca, Decapoda, Nephropidae. Bases 114 to 893 code for a protein of 259 amino acids. The transcript has 7 exons. The record is from RefSeq and is a predicted model, not a curated record.
CCUACCCACCCAACCUCUCCUGACAUAUUUAUAUAAGCAACAUGCUAUCUUCACUUGUUAGGGUCACUGGAUGGACUCUCAUUAACAUUAUCAUACCCUGAAUGAUUUCAUAAAUGCUUCGUCUGUUGUUUCAUAAGUCAAGAGGUGUAUAUAUAGGCGUGGUAGAUCAGCAAAUCGACAUUCUGUGUACUGAGGACUUCAUCUUACCUCCCAACCGUGGACUACCUUCACUAUCAUCCUAUUUACAAGUUCAACUGAGACUUUCAAAGAUGCGUUGGCUGGCCUUCUGCAUCCUAGUGGUGGUAGGGGUGACAGCCGCACAUGCUAAUUUUAUAGACAGCAUUGUGAGUCAGAUCAGCAACAUCUUUACCAGUCAUGAAGAGGCUACUUAUAACAUUUCCAGGACAGCUCCUGGGUACGAGGAGAGGGAGUACCCAGCAUCACAGUGGGCAUGUACAGAAGAGAGAGGUGACAGUGAUGAACAUACGGACAUCCUGUUCUGGCGGCUGUUCAAAUACAUCAGCGGAGAGAACAGAGGAAAGGAAGAGAUGUCCAUGACCAUACCAGUAACAACAGAGUUCACGUUAAGAAGCCCAACUGACAAGUCCUACACUAUGUGCUUCUAUCUCGGACGCCAACACCAGACUAACCCACCAACACCUACCAAUGCCCAAGUCUUCAUCCAGAACCGCCCAUUUCUUAAAGUCUUCACCAGGACCGUCGGAGGAUACGUGGAGAGCGAGAGCGAGUGGAUGGAUGAGGCAGGAAGGUUGGCAGCCAUCAUCCAAGAAAAUGGUCAGACAGUUUCACUCAACCACAUGUAUUGGGUUGGCUACGAUGCACCUCUCAAAUUCUGGUACCGCCGUAACGAGGUGUGGUUCCCUGUCAACUAACAAGACUACUGAGGCUGCGAGGGACAACCGUGUGUUUAUUAACUUUAUUUACCAACAAGGCCCUGCACUGAGCAUAAUAUUCAGACUGGAGGGCCCUGACCAGAGCAUAUUCUUCACCAUUCAGAGAUGUCAAAAGUUAUAUUUCAGCAAAAACACAAUGAUGUAUAAUGUAUCACAACAAAUAAUCGGGUUAAAUUAGUUACAAUGUAAAAAUUUUCAAUAAAGUGUCUGAAUUAGU